Molecule: messenger RNA, 6303 nt
Organism: Pocillopora damicornis (cauliflower coral)
Lineage: Eukaryota; Metazoa; Cnidaria; Anthozoa; Scleractinia; Pocilloporidae
Product: adenylate cyclase type 10
Biological process (GO): cyclic nucleotide biosynthetic process; intracellular signal transduction
Cellular component (GO): cytoplasm
Molecular function (GO): adenylate cyclase activity
Source: RefSeq, a predicted model, not a curated record
AGAAAACCAGCGAGAUGACGGCCUGAACUUGAUGCGGAGAGCGGCAACGCUAACACCGGAAGUCGAAAUAGAGUCGUGUCCAGAUUAUCCGCGCGCUUUCCCGUUCUGAAAUGACGUUCCCGUCCUCUUGCUAAAUCCCUCUAUUAUGACGCAAGCGAGAGUUAAAGUAGCUCAACAUAACUGUCAUGUAGAUCAUAUGCUGGUUUAGGAAGGAAAAAUGAAAUCAAUAUACACAAAAAAAUGAGCGGCGAGGAGUUACAAGCAGUGACUCUGGACAAGAAAUCAGGUCAAUGGGGUAAUAGACAGGAAUCUGGCGACUCCAGUGCAUUACGUCAGCUCCUCACGCAUGUCCCGGAUAUAGUGAUCAACUGUGAUCAUAAGAAGGCAAUGCCGCGUGUAAAACACAUGGUGGGCGUGUGUAUGUUUGCUGAUAUAUCAGGAUUUACCUCACUCUGCGAAACAUACAGUCUGAAGGCAUCUGAGGCUGAGUCCUGUGGCACAGACAAACUCACCUUCACACUCAAUACUUAUCUGGGGAAAAUAAUCGAAGAUAUUCUUAAACAUGGCGGCGACGUCUUGAAAUUUGCAGGGGACGCACUGCUUGCCUUGUGGAAAGUAGAGGACGGAGGAAACUCAGACGAUCUGACUCUGUUAAUCAACAAAGCUAUUAUUUGCAGUAUAGCCAUUCAAGAAGAAUGCGACAACUACAUGACAGAUGUUGGCGUCCUUCUUCGGGUUAAAAUCGCCCUGUCUGUUGGCAAAAUGCAAAUCACGCACGUCGGAGUUACGGAAAGCAAGCACUUCGAUCUCUCCGGGUCAGCGGUUUCGGAUGUAAAUGCGGCGGAGAAGUGGGCAGAGCCUGGGUCGAUAAUAUUGUCACUUUUGGCUUUUUCGAAUUGUGAUCAGUCUUUGUUUUUGUUUGAAACGAUAGACAACGGAAUGUACUACAGGGUAGCGGGAGCGAGAGUUGAAGAAGAAUCCGCAACAGUGUCCACAGUACACCCAACCGGUGUUCAACUAGCAUUGAUGUCUGGCGUGCUGUCCACUGGAGCUGUGCUCACUUCAACGCCAUCUGUGGCUAAAAGAAUAUUUGCACCUCAUGUUGGCACACUGCUAUCACGAUACUAUCCACAAAUGAAGCUUCCCAGAAUAUACCGGAAAAAGGGACAGUCCGAACAGAAAGAACAGAUCUGUAAAACCACUGGAAAUCUUUUGAAAAGCGAUAGCUGUCAUGAUCCUGAUCAUCGAACUUACAUUUACAGCAAGCUUAAUGAUCAGGAUAUUGAAGAUCUCCGAGCCUAUGUCCCCAAAACUGUGCUAUCAAGGAUUGAUCAUGGACAGGAUUUAGAAUGGUUAUCCGAAAUGCGGCAGGUCUCAGUUCUGUUCAUAAAUAUGGACCUGCCCAUAAAAGGAAAUUAUCAUUCGUGGGCCCUUCAGAGGGCGUUUGAGGUUAUUCAUGAAUGCGCAAGGAGACUUAGAGGCAAUCUAAACAAAGUCUUCUCUUUCGACAAGGGCUGUACAUUUAUCGUGAUAUUUGGUCUGCCCGGUGAUAAGCACGAGGAUGACCCAACGAGGGCCCUCAAAGCUGGCCACAGAAUAAUGGACAGUCUUCACCAGAUUAUGGAUAUCACUAACGAGUCCAUCGGUGUAACUACUGGACGUGCGUUCUGUGGCGUGGUUGGUCACAGAGACAGACACGAGUAUACAGUCAUUGGCCGUAAAGUCAACAUGGCUGCCAGGCUAAUGGUGAACUAUCCAGGAACCCUGUCGUGUGAUGACGACACUUACAGAUCAGGGAAGUCUAAGUUGAAGAAAGAGGAUUUCGUGGUCUUGCCUUUCAUAAAAUUGAAAGGUGUGGCUGAUCCUGGAACAGUCCGGGAAUACAAUAGUCAUCACGACCGAGAAGAAGAAGAAGAGGAAUAUGAUUACCCAAUCCUCGGACGAGGCAAAGAGAUAGAGGAGAUGAAAACGCUUCUUCAUGCCAUUAAAUGUGACGAUACCCGUGUAAGUGGAAGCAGGAGAGUUGUGGUGAUCGAAGGUGAAGGAGGAGUUGGAAAAACAAGGUUGCUAGAGGCAUUUAUGGACAUUGCAGAGGAGGAAGACUUUAAGGUGGAUUACGUUGAGGCUGACAUGGCGCAUGCCCACACUCCUUAUCACGUUGUUAAGACUCUUAUUGAGAACCUAUUGGAACUGGAAGCCUGCCGCACGGCUUCAGAAAAGGAAAAUACUCUCAUGGAGCACAUUACUGAUCAAAAGCUGCGAGAGAAGAUGUUUCUGUUGAAUGACCUACUUGGCACACACAUACCACCGAAUGCUGACUUCGCUCGUAUGGACUCAGAUAAAGUAACUACACAAUUUCACACCCUUCUAUUUGAAAUUGUCCAUCAGUUUGCAGUGAGUCAGCCGUGUCUGUUUACCGUGGACAACGCUCAGUUUAUAGAUCAGGAAUCGUGGGACUUUAUUGAAGAUUUAUCAGCGGAUUCACACGCUAUAUUGGUGCUGUCACUCAGGCCUUUCUCAUCAUCCAACCCACCGUGUGAGGCGGCCAUCAGACUCAUUGGACAUGAAACCACUAAGAAAGUCAAACUCGGUGGCUUGGAAGCCUCUUACAUGAGUGACUUAGCCUGUCAGUUCAUGGACGUCAUGUACAUUCCUAAUGAACUGGACGGAAUCUUACGUGAGAAGAGUCACGGCAUUGCUUCUUGGUGUGAACAGCUUAUUAAAGACAUGCUGACGAGUAAUGUUAUACAGGUUGUCAACGAGAGCCAAGCUUUUCUCAACAAAGAGUCUAGCUUGGACUUACUCUCCUUCGGUGGCUCUACCACGACCACUAUUGCACAAAAACACAACAAUGCAUCGAGUUAUUUACCUCGUCCCAGUACCCCGUUAUAUGGACAGGCAACUGAUGGAGGAUGGUUAGGAGCAAACAGUCCAGAACCUAGACGAAGAAGUCUCACUCCAGGCAAAGGAUUUGCAUCAAACACUUUAAGCUCUGGCUUUCAAGAUACCGUGGACACCUCGUUGUCUUUUUUAAGGGAUCGAAGACGGUCGACAAGCGCUGUUAAGAGUCUCCAAUACAAUUUUCCCAAUAAUCCGUUUGAAAUCAAGACAAAAAUAGCUGAAUCAGAUUUGGAAUCAAACAGAACGUCUCGUCAUUUCCCUGAAGAUGACUCUAUUCAGGAGAAAAUUCAAUAUAAUUUGGAGCGAGCUGAUUUUGUCAGCGCCUCCGAAAAUUCAAUGCCAUUGGACACAAAAAAGGUUUGCAUUCUCAGUCCAGGCGUUGAUAUUUCGAAGAUAGUUGUUCCAGAAUCCGUCAAAGACAUGGUGCUUGCUCGAGUGGAUAGAAUGUUGCCUCAAGAGCAAGCUACUUUAAAGUGUGCCAGCGUCUUGGGCUGUGACUUUUAUAGAAACGUUCUGCAAGCCAUUUUACCAAGAUCUUCUCGAAGCUGCAUCGAUUUGGUUUUGUACAACCUUGCUCAAGAGUCUAUUUUAGAGUGUGCAAGCUUAGCUUUACAACACCAAAAUGCCCAUAACCAUCACGGAUUCUACGAUUUCAACGAUCCCGUACAUGCGCAACACCAUGGUCAUCAUCACCAUCAUCACCAUCACCACAAUGUUGCGAGCUCUAUCCAUGCAUCAGUCUAUUGUGGCUGUUAUGCAGACGAGAUGACCAAAGUGAUCAACUUGUCACGACUCAUGACCCCAAGUGGUCUUAAGAAGCAUUGCCUGUAUAUGAAAUUUGUGAACACGUACGUGCAAGAGACAACGUACUCUCUUUGGCUUGAAGAUCAGAAGAAAGAGCUUCACGAAAGAGCUGCCAUGUUCCUCGAAUCACAGGCUCACAAAUGUAAAUCUUGUGGCGGAGGAGGAUUUGUGGCCAAAAAAGCCGAUACUUUGGAAGAGCAAGGGGGUCAGGGAAAGCGCAUGACAGAAGCUUCGUCAGGAAGAUCACAAGCAAGAGUUUCUUCCAAGAUGGCGAAGCGUAGGAGGACAGCAGAGAUGAGGGAGAAGGUGCAAAGUCAAGGAGCGUUUUCUUCGCGUACCCACGAAAGAUCGUCUGACAUCUCUGAGGCAAAACAUGCUUUGAAGACGAAAAAACUUAAAGAAUCUCCAGUGGUGAACCAAAAAGCUGGAGAAACGGAAGGUAUUGGUAGUAAAUCUGCCAAUACUGCAGGGUUUUUCAACGAUGCUGUCGUUAAUCGGGCAGUUGAUGAUCACAGGACCAGUUGGUUGCAAAGACUUCCCUGUGCUAAAAAAUUUGUAAGCCCUGGUAAAGAAGAUGGAGCGCAAGAUGAAGGUGUCACAAAGAAGAAAAAAUUGAGACGAUUCUCUUCAAAGAAAAACUCCACUAUGAUAGGAGGGCCUGAAACAAGGCGAUUUUCGACUCCACAAAUAGAAGAGGAAGAAGGAGAAGGAGAAGAAGAAUAUGUUGAUAUCGACUUAGAAGAUUCAGCAGAGUCACAACAGACUGUAAUUGACCUUAGCAACUGUCAAUGUGCCGAGGUGCUUGCUUCGGUCUUCCCUCAACUUGUUGAUCACUGGAGAGCGGCUGGAAACAAGCUAAAAACAAUGCGUUACCUGACCGAGUCUGGGGCGGCAGCAUUGGCCACUUCUUCUAACAUGCAAGCGUUAUCUUAUCUGUAUGAAGUGCAAACCUUGAUUGAAGAGACAAAGGAUGACGAGGAGCCUCUGGCAGCUGAAGAAGAAACUGCUCGUGUGGAAAGUCUUAUUGGUCAGGCAUUGAUUCAUAUGAAUCGACCUCAUGAGGCUCUGAGGCAUUUGUCAGCGGCGCUGCUCAUUCUGGGAAAGAAACAACCCAAGACGGAUUUUGGAUGUUAUGUGAGGCUUUUGAAGGAAGCAUUACGUCAUUAUUUGCACGUGUUUUUGCCCGGCUACUACAUAGGAGGAGCGGGUGACAAAUCAGCUCGAUUGAUUGAACAGUCUCGAUGCCUGAGCCACCUGAGUCACGUGUAUCACUCCCUUCACCUAAAGAAGUGGUCACUGAUGGCUGCUCUUCAAGAAUUGAACGCCGCUGAAGAGGCUGAAGAGAACCUUCACGAGCUUAUCAACGCAUAUGCAGGAGUUGUUGAGUGUUCUCAUCUCGUUGGCUGGAAAGGCUGGGGAAAAACCUAUGAGAAAAUUGGAAAGAACAGAUGCGAAGAUCCGUCUUUGUAUUCAGAUCCAGAAGAUAUGAUGACAGUGGCUCAUCUGUACUGUGUUAGCCUCGCUUUCAGACUGGCCAUUGGGGGAGUGUCGAUAGCUAUAAACUCAGGAAAACACGCUUUUGACCUUGCAAAACGAGUUCAUGAUCAGCAUAUGAUGACAACCUGCAUUCCUCUGCUUGCUCAGAGUCUCCUUUUCACAGCAAAGAUUCCUGACUGCAUUGAUGUUCUAAAGGAGCUUAAUGCGGCAGCAUUGGAUUCCUGUGACUCACAUGGCCGAGCGCUGUACAUGUGCUGCUGCUUUGAUUUGAUCCUAGAGGCAGGUUGGCGACUGGAAGAUUUUGACGAAAUCGUUCAAUUUACGGCAAAAAUGUCCACUGACCCAGCCUUUUCUUCUGAUGUAGCGCCGAAGUUUUACCUGAACGUUUCUCUUGCUCUUUGGUAUGCUCGACGGCGCGACUGGAAGAAUGCUGAUUUUUUAAUGUCAUCUGCUUCUGCUGUAGUGCCAUCCAAGCUCGAGGUAUUUAUGUCAGUGCACGGAUAUGCUAAGGUUGUGGAGUUUUGGUUGCUGAAACUUCAGGAGGAUGGUAAAAACCGACAAAAUGAGGAUGAAGUGCAAAAGUGCCUGAAGAAAUUCAAGAAUGCUCUUAACCAUCACCCAGUGUUUGAUGGUCGAAGACUUCACUUACUUGCGUACUACCAUCUCCUUCGAGGCAAAAAGGACAAGUGCAAAUCAAAGCUUCGCAGGUGCUUUAACAAGAGCAAGAAUCUUGGUCUGUGGCUCGAGGUCGAAUGGGCCAACAAGAGUUUCAAGGAAUGGUUCAUUAGCUGGAAGGAAUCGGAGCCAAACUACCUUGGAACAUCCAUGUUCACUUUGCCAAAACCGAAAAAAGAUUAAUUUUUUUUUUCUACCCUUUGGCGAAUCGUUAAAAGUCGUUUUCACUGACCUCUAAUCGUUGUUAUGAUAACCAAGACAUUUGAUUUUGCGUUUUAUUUGAUUGUUGAAGAAAAUUAAUGAACUUGACUGUUCAGUAAGAAUUCAAAAUUAAAAGGAAAAAAAAAGGAAUAGAUACUCUAUGCAAAUACAACUUUUACCUGUAGAUCUGGACCUCUUUGCGAAUAAAGUGAUUGCUAUUAUCAA